Messenger RNA from Sycon ciliatum, 969 nucleotides. RefSeq lists its product as uncharacterized. Lineage: Eukaryota; Metazoa; Porifera; Calcarea; Leucosolenida; Sycettidae. Gene Ontology annotation, biological process: cellular response to oxidative stress. Gene Ontology annotation, molecular function: glutathione disulfide oxidoreductase activity. The record is from RefSeq and is a predicted model, not a curated record. Bases 37 to 465 code for a protein of 142 amino acids. The transcript is spliced from 2 exons. Gene Ontology annotation, cellular component: cytoplasm.
UUGCACAUUCUUCCAGAACGGCAGAAGUGUGUACAAAUGUGGCUUGGAAAGCUUUAUAACUGGGGCCUUUUGCUAUCGUUGGCAGUUACCAUCUCUUGUGCGAAACGUUCUUGUAGUCGCGAAGACAAAUUCUGUUCCGAAGCAUCAGAUACCAUGGGUGUUCAGGAGUUUACCCAGUCUAAGAUAAAGGAGGGACCUGUUGUGGUCUUCUCCAAGUCCUACUGCCCUUACUGCAAAGCAACGAAAGACCUCUUCAAGGGUCUCGGCGUCGACAUCGUCUUGGUGGAACUUGACGAGCGUGACGAUGGCGGAGAAAUCCAGAACUGCCUCCAGUCAAUCACCGGCGGACGAUCGGUGCCCCGCGUGUUUGUCGGUGGCAAGUUUGUUGGCGGUAACGAUGGGACACAGGCAGCACACAAGGACGGCAAGCUUGUGCCGAUGAUCAAGGAGGCCGGCGGUCUAUGAAGGUCUCGGCAGGCUCGACUCUAGCGUAGCUGUUGGAUUCGUGACGCCAGUGCGGAUGCGUGCGUGUGUGUUGGGCUCUGAUAGUUUUUAUCGUCACGCCAUCCGACAUAGAUGUAUCCUUCCGUGCACUAGUUUUGUGCAGCAUCCGCUUCCGUAUGCCUUAGUGUUGCAUUAUGUCGACGAGCGGCAGUGCCUGCGAUCCUUUGGACCCUAAGCGCUGUUCUGGUUUCUGAUGCUGCUCCUGUGCUCAGUACGUUGCGAUUGGUUUUUGCACGGCUUUGACACCAGUACAGUGUCGACACAGCUUUGGAUGUUGUACUCCUUUUUUUAAGUUUCCAUUUUUUGUUGUCAGAUAGUUUCUGAAUGUCCUGUGACAUGCUACGUCAUUUCUCAAUCCACAUCGGGCUUCUCCAAACUGCGUGUAGUUCAUUGAUUUCUCCCAACAAUCAUGCCUGGACUGGACUUAACAUUUGCAACCUCUGAAAAGAAACUUUUCAAAGCGAA